AUGGGUGAUGACGUCAACAGCGAAAGCACAAGCACCAUCGGCGACGACUGGGUAAAAGAGAGUGACAUUUCGAUUUCGUCAUUGCCGAUGGACUGUAAUAAAGAAAUGGUGUCAAGUUCUAGUUUCGUGUCAUUUAUGAGUGAUGCGGAGGGUAAAAAAAUGCUCUGGGUGCGCCUUCUCGGUGUUCAAAAUCGCCCGAAUCCUCUUGACGAUUGGGACCAACUCUACAAUCUAAAUAAUCAAGUCGGCCUUAGGAAUGAUUGCCGGAAACUAGCGAAGUUGUUGGACAACAAAAAGUCUGUUCCAGAACUCGAAUCAUUCAUGACAUUGUAUUGUAAAAAAAGGAAUGUAGAUUACAAAAAAGAUAGUGGUUGGAUAGUCGUCCUUGAGAAGAUCCUGAAGUUUGAACUUCCGCAAGAACACCUGUUCAAUGUGUUUUUCGCAUUCACUACAAAAUACAUUCCAAAAGAAACCAAAGAGAAUGCCCAAAUUUAUGAUCUGUUUCGUCUCUUGCUGCAGUACCAUGAUCCUCAAAUAAGUUCUCAUUUGGAUUCUCUGAAGUGCCCUCCACAUUGCUAUGCGAGUCAGUGGUUCUCUACUGUUCUUGCUGCUAGUGUUGGCGAUGGAGUGUGCAGAGCUUUGUGGGAGUUGUAUAUAGAGAAGGGUGAUCCAUUCCUGAUUUUUUACAUGGCAUUAGUACUUAUUAUUAAUGCGCGGGACCAGCUUCUUCAGAUCGGUUCGGAUAGAAGAGAAGAAGCGUUGGCAAUGUUAACGGCCCUGCCAAAUCAACUCACCAUCGACGAUGUGCCGGACUUCGUGCAACUCUCUGCUUACUACGCGGAUCGUACUCCUCAAUGUGUUCGUGAGGAUUUCCACUACUUAAUCUUUGGUUCUAAUUAUGACGACGAAGUUGGCGAAAUGCAAGUUAGCAAGUUACUUUGCUUGCCCGUUACUGUUCAGGAAUUAACCAGAAAGGAGCGCGGAGCAGUGCUGGCUUCAAACAUAGCUUAUUUUGUGAUUGAUUGCCGUUCUAAUGAAGCAUAUAAUAGUGGGCACAUUUACGGAUCGUUUAAUCUGGAUUGUCAGCUGCUAGUCGAUGCUCCAAGUCAAUUUGAAAUGGCCUUAAGCUGUCUUGAGUCAUACAAAAAUGACCAAAAAUUUGAGGAGCACAUCUGUUUUUUCGGCUAUGGUGAUGAGGAUCUGGAUCAGUUCAUGAAUAUGGUUAUCGCACGAUUUCUUCGAGAUGGAAAGAGUCAUGUGACAUUUGCUCAAGGUGGUUAUCAUGGCCUGCACAUGGUACUUUCCGAGUCGAACCGCUUGCGUCUUAUUAACUCUCAUGAUGAGUCAAAGUGCCGUGAAUGUGGGAAUGCUAGUGCAGCUAGAAGCUGGAAGCUGGUGGGCAAAGUGAAAGAAGUAGUGAUUUCUAAAUCAGCGGCUGUGAAGGAUAAAGUGAGUGAACUGGUAACGCAGGCAAGUCCUGGAUACGCACCAGUCAGCGAAGUGAAACAUGUUGUGUCAGCAGAUCGAUAUGGGAAAAGAUACCGUAACGAACGAUCCGUUUUCUCAAUCGAUGACGACUCAAGCGACGAAAGUGGGGGUGCGCUGUUCAACAAAGCGAAUGGAAAAGAAGAGCUUCUUCUCGCUGACCAAGCUGAAUUCAUCGAACGUUUUCAAUGUCAUGAGCUUGGCGAUGGCAAGCUUAUGAUUCCUUCCCACAUUGCCAUCACUCGUACUCAUAUGCAUGUACUAAGAGACGUAGAUGGAAAGCCCGGGUUUGUGACCACUGAAGCCCGACACGCUCUUUCAUCUGUGCUUCGAGUUACCAGUAAGAAGAAAGUACCUGAAUUGCUGACCUUCAAAUUCGGCUACGAAAUUAAUGGAAAUUCAAAAAUCACCGCCGUGCAUAAGUUCCUGGUCCCUAAGGCUGGAGAGUGCGCGAAAGCCGUGAAGACUGCUAUUUUUGCUCUUCGUCCAUUAUCCGAUUCGGAAUCGACGGAAAUCAACUUCGCCACGAGCUGA
Molecule: messenger RNA, 2019 nt
Organism: Necator americanus (New World hookworm)
Lineage: Eukaryota; Metazoa; Nematoda; Chromadorea; Rhabditida; Ancylostomatidae
Exons: 19
Coding region: 1-2019 (672 amino acids)
Biological process (GO): retrograde transport, endosome to Golgi
Cellular component (GO): trans-Golgi network
Source: RefSeq, a predicted model, not a curated record